AUGCCGGCGAAACGUUUGGGAAUGUACCACGCCCACGGUUUAACUUUAGAAAUUAACAUGCAGACAAUGGACUCCGUACUAGGUUAUUUGACCCGACGCUUAGCCGUCGAGACCCGUGUGCCUUUGUUAACUGACGUCAAACUAACUCGACUUCUCGUGGAUGCUCUCUGGAGGCGACAUUUUGAUCCGAAUGGUCGUUCAUCUCCGUCAUUUACACAAAAAAAGCAUUCACUCGAGAAUGGACACUUGGUAGCUGUAAACCGGCAUCCCCGAGUACAUCUUUCGCCCUUCCACUGCCUUACUUUACGACGCCUGUUCCGCCUUCCUGGACUUAUCGAUAUUCAUGUGCACGUCAGGUAUGGCUGCUUAAGUAGAUACCUAAAAUUUGCUGAGGCGUAG
Molecule: messenger RNA, 399 nt
Organism: Protopolystoma xenopodis
Lineage: Eukaryota; Metazoa; Platyhelminthes; Monogenea; Polystomatidea; Polystomatidae
Source: the annotation of a GenBank genome assembly